Pseudopipra pipra is the source of this 543-nucleotide messenger RNA. It is a transcript of the gene NDUFB3, whose product is annotated as NADH:ubiquinone oxidoreductase subunit B3. The transcript has 3 exons. Lineage: Eukaryota; Metazoa; Chordata; Aves; Passeriformes; Pipridae. Gene Ontology annotation, biological process: electron transport chain; mitochondrial respiratory chain complex I assembly. The coding region runs from base 132 to 434 and encodes 100 amino acids. Gene Ontology annotation, cellular component: mitochondrion. The record is from RefSeq and is a predicted model, not a curated record.
GCCAGGAGGAAGGAUCGGAACGAAAGCUUCCCGGAACCCGCGUGGCUGGCUGCGCUUCCUGUAGCGGGUGGUCCUCUCUCGGCUUCUGCUUCCGGGUGGCGCUGCGUCCUGAGCAGGGUCGCGGAGCGGGUAUGGGACACGGAAAUGAACACGGCCAUGGCCAUGGCCACAGCAAAAUGGAACUCCCUGACUACAGGCAGUGGAAGAUAGAGGGCACCCCACUGGAGGAGGUCCAGAGAAGGCUGGCUAAGCGGGGUCUUAGGGAUCCGUGGGCUCGUAAUGAAGCCUGGAGAUUUAUGGGUGGCUAUGCAAAACCUGUCACCAUAACAGAAGUCUUUACUAGAGGACUCAAGUGGGGAUUUGCAGCUUUUGUCAUAGCUCUUGGCAUUGAAUAUACACUGUUUCCUCCAAAGAAAAGUGGAGGCCAUCAUUGAAGAUCAAAUAUGACAACUUAAUACUUACUAAUUGUAAGCUAAAACACACAUAAGCCUGCUGCUCACUCUGUACUUAUAAUAUGCAUAUUAAAGUCUGUCACAGGCAAAA